Molecule: messenger RNA, 1757 nt
Organism: Pungitius pungitius (ninespine stickleback)
Lineage: Eukaryota; Metazoa; Chordata; Actinopteri; Perciformes; Gasterosteidae
Gene: bpnt2
Product: 3'(2'), 5'-bisphosphate nucleotidase 2
Exons: 8
Coding region: 445-1479 (344 amino acids)
Biological process (GO): phosphatidylinositol phosphate biosynthetic process
Cellular component (GO): endomembrane system
Molecular function (GO): 3'-nucleotidase activity
Source: RefSeq, a predicted model, not a curated record
CGAUGACCCGGAAGAGAAGCGAGCAGCGCGUGACCUCUCUCGUGUGUUGGUCGCGCGUUGAGCAAUGAGCGAACAGAGGUGUGAUUGUUCCGCCUCGCGCCCCACGCCAGCACGUUAACGGGCGGGACGAGCAGCGGACCGAGACCAACGGAAUGCCGCUGCGGACCCAAACGACGCUCGGUUAUUCGGGGAACCUCGUCAAACAGACGCCGGACGCCGCUAAACGCGCGAGCAGCCCAUCGGAGUUAGCCCGCGUGCGGGUUCUCUGACAGCCCGCUUGUUUCCCCGCGUGACAGUCGACGUGUUCAUCCGGCACGUUCGCGCCUGGUGCGAAGCGGCUCGCGGCCGUUAGCGCGCCUCAGCGGACAGCCACGUCAGCUAGCGUUAGCUUAGCACCGUACCGCUCCUUGUUGUGUUGGGAGUCCUCGUCCGUUGACUGACACGAUGGCUCCGAUGGGCAUCCGGCUGUCCCCGCUCGGUGUGGCGGUGUUCUGCCUCCUGGGAGUCGGCGUCAUCUACCACCUGUACGCGGGAGUCAUUUCCAACCGCUGGGCUGCUUUCAGGAAGGGGGACAAAGUGGAUCUGAGGGACCUGCUAGCUGUCUCCGUGGAGGCCGCGGUGCUCGGUGGCUUGGAGGUAAAGAAGACGCGUCGUGGUGAUAACCUGGAGGAGAAGUCCAAGGGCAAGACGAGGGAGGGAGCCGUUGAGCUCCUGACCGCGGGCGACCUGCACUCUCAUAGAAAGAUGUUCAACCUCAUAAGCAACACGUUCCCUGAUGUCACGGUGAUCAGCGAGGAGCACGACAACACGGUGGACAAGGCCGCGUCCUGGAGCCGCAACAUUCCAGCCGACAUACUUGAGAAGAUAAAUGGGGGCAAGGACGUCCCCGCUGAGAGAGUCACGGUGUGGAUCGACCCCCUGGAUGCCACACAGGAAUACACAGAGAACCUGGUGAAGUUUGUGACCACAAUGGUGUGCGUGGCCGUAGAUGGUAAACCAGUCAUUGGAGUCAUACACCAGCCCUUCACUGAGUUCACUGCCUGGGCGUUUGUAGGUCAGGGGUCAAAUAUGAGUCCCCGUCCGUCCUACAGUGUCAGCCCUCCGAAGACGAUUGUAUCACGUUCCCACUCCGGACAGGUUAGAAGCUUUGUUCAGGAGGCUUUUGGGAACAGCACAACAAUCAUCGAAGCAGGUGGAGCAGGGUAUAAGGUCCUGUCUCUUGUGUCGAUGCCUCUGAGUGAAGACGAGCCUGUGGACCAGGCGGACGUUUACAUCCACGUCACCUUCAUUAAGAAAUGGGACAUCUGCGCUGGUGCAGCGCUACUGACUGCACUGGGUGGCCACAUGACGACACUGAAGGGGGAGGACAUCGACUACAGCGGCACGCCACUCAACAAAGGAGGGCUGGUAGCCAGUGUUGGUGUGGACCACAAGGCCCUGCUGGAGAAGCUCCCGAAGGGGGAGCCCGAAAAGCACUGAGUCCCACUGAGAGACCGAGCCGCUCAGCGUGGAAGGGAUCACUGACAGCGGCCACUUCAUGGUGACUCAUUGGGGGGGGGGGCAGGAAACAAAGAUGGCUGCCCCCGGACACCACAAUGGCUCUGAACUGCUGGACACAUGUACGUUAAGCGAGGAGAAGCGGGAGGGACGCAACCACAUCACAUGACUCAUUUCACACGCCGCCAGCUCGCUGCCAUUUGUGGAACCUUGACCUUUAUAACUUUGGGGGGGGAAUAGUGGGGUAAACGGCCGGGGGG